CUUCCUCGGCGUGCGGCGCUGUGUGCGGAGCGGCGGCAGCCAUGGCCCCGCGGGUCUGGCGUCGGCGGGCGCUGGAGCGGUGUCUGGGCGCGGUCCGCAAAGCCACCGGCCGGCCGGAGAGCUUCCUCUCGGUUCAAGAUCAACUGGCAUCGGACUUCAUUUCUUUAACGAAAGCACUUUAUGACUUCAAUAAAGCCCUAGAGCAUGGCGGUGUCCGCGGGAGUCCCUUACGGAAACUGGUGAUAGACAAUUUCGAUGAUGAGCAGAUUUGGCAGCAACUGGAAAUGCAGAAUGAGCCAGUUUUACGAUUCUUCGAGAAUGCAGUCGGCGACACCAUCGAAGACGGAGACAUCAGUCUUCUCCCCGAGAACGAAGAGCGGGAAUGUGAAGAGGGCGACUCAGAGAUGGAGGCCGAUGGCCAGGAGGACCUAGAACAGGAUGAGGAGGAGGAAGCGCCAGGCCCGAGUGGCGAUGAUGCCGACGAUGACGAGACGGCCCGACGCUCCAGCGAAUCCGGUCUGAGGAAAAGCCUGGUUUUCAGCGAUGAGGAUUCCGACCUUGACUUUGAUAUCAGCAAAUUGGAACAGCAGAGCAGGGUGCAAAACAGAGUGCCUAGGAAACCGAGAGAAAAGUCCGUAGUAGAUGAUCAAUUCUUCAAACUGUCGGAGAUGGAGACGUUUUUAGAAACCAUGGAAAAGGAGGAGGAGCAAAGAGGUGACGCCGAGGAGGACGAGAUCGAUUUUUUCGAAGACGUCGGCUCUGGCGAAGAUGAGGGAGGACUAUUCGGAAGCGAGAAACUUAAGUCAGGUAAAAGUUCCAGAAACCUGCAAUACAAAGAUUUCUUUGACCCAGUCGAAAGUGAUGAAGACGGAGCAGGUGUUCAUGACGAUAAGCUGAGUUCAGACGAAGCGGAAGAAGUCGCUGAAGAAGGAGAAGGAGACAUUUCCGAAACGGAUGAAGGCGAUGACCUUGAACAAAGCGAAGACGGUGGGCAACGUAAAGAAACCGUGAAAAGAGUGACUUUCGCUUUGCCAGAUGACGAAGAAGAAGAUUCAGAUGUCUUCACUGUACAGAAAGAGUCCGAUGAAGUUAAAUCCUCUUUUGAAAAGAGACAGGAAAAGAUGAAUGAAAAAAUUGCGUCUUUAGAAAAAGAGUUGUUGGAAAAAAAACCUUGGCAGCUUCAAGGGGAAGUGACAGCACAGAAGCGACCGGAAAACAGCCUCCUGGAGGAGACGCUGCACUUCGAUCUCGCGCCCGCCCCCGCGCUCGCGCCUGUGAUCACAGAGGAAACCACGCUUCAACUCGAAGACAUCAUUAAGCAGAGGAUAAGAGAUCAGGCUUGGGACGACGUCGUCCGUAAGGAGAAACCUAAAGAGGAUGCGUAUGAAUAUAAAAAGCGCUUAACGCUGGACCACGAGAAGAGCAAACUGAGCCUUGCUGAAAUUUACGAACAGGAAUACAUCAAACUCAGCCAGCAAAAAACGGUCGAAGAGGAAAACCCGGAGCACGUGGAAAUUCAGAAGAUGAUGGAUUCCCUCUUCCUGAAGCUGGACGCCCUCUCCCACUUCCACUUCACGCCCAGACCGCCUGUUCCAGAUAUUAAAGUUGUGUCAAACCUGCCGGCCGUGACCAUGGAGGAGGUGGCCCCAGUGAGUGCGAGUGACGCAGCGCUCCUGGCCCCAGAGGAGGUCAAGGAGAAGAAUAAAGCCGGAGAUCUUGAAGGUAGGGCCGCGAGGGGCGCCCGGGACGUGAGGGGCGGCGGGAGCUCCAGGGGACGGCAGAGCCAGGGACCUGCCCAAGCUCUGCAGCCGCGCAGAAGCGUGGGGCCUCGUGCCAGCUGCCUCCCUCUGCUCCGUCCAGCCCUUCCCCGCGGGCCCCCGUUCUCAGACUUGUCACCUAGAAGCGCGUGUCGUACUUGAGCGUGCCACGUUUAAUUGCAGGAUGAAGGGAAAGACAAAGCCUUGAAGUCGUCGCAAGCAUUCUUUUCGAAAUUACAAGAUCAGGUGAAGAUGCAAAUCAGCGAUGCCAAGAAGACGGAAAAGAAGAAGAAGAAGAAGCAGGAUCUUUCCGUUCAUAAGCUGAAGCUGUGAGACGUCGUGAACGCGGUGUAAAUAUUAACCCGUGAGCCUGUUCUGCCAUCGUCCCGUUUUAUAAAUAAAAGUUUUGAGAACUUUUCCUAGCA
Pteropus alecto (black flying fox) is the source of this 2182-nucleotide messenger RNA. It is a transcript of the gene MPHOSPH10, whose product is annotated as M-phase phosphoprotein 10. Gene Ontology annotation, cellular component: sno(s)RNA-containing ribonucleoprotein complex; nucleus; small-subunit processome. The transcript is spliced from 11 exons. The record is from RefSeq and is a predicted model, not a curated record. Lineage: Eukaryota; Metazoa; Chordata; Mammalia; Chiroptera; Pteropodidae. Gene Ontology annotation, biological process: rRNA processing.